AUGCACCGUCCAGCGGAGUGGGAUCGUCACGACGAAAUCAUUAUGGCUUGGCCAUCGAUCGAAAACGACGCCUACGCGGAUAAGGGUGGGAGUCGUGAUCUAGCGGAUGCCACUCGGGACAUUUCAGCCAUUGCCGAGGCAGUUGCUGAAUUUGAGCAAGUCACUUUGCUGGUCACCCCGGACCGCCUCCAGGAGGCAAAGAAACGGUUCAAGCACGACGCAGAAGAAAUCCUCAUCCAGCCUGUUCAUGACUACCACAAGCUUGAUCUCUGGAUGCGCGACAUGGCGCCUACUUUUGUCUUUGAUGGAUGCCACCUUGAUGGAGUCGAUUACAACUUCAAUGGUUGGGGGAACAAGUUUCCGGUCAAUGCCUCCGAAUCCCUUGCUUCCCAAGUAUGCGACAAUAUGAACCUCACUCGAGUUUCUACCUGGUUGGUGACCGAGGGUGGUUCACUUGAGACCGAUGGAGAAGGUACCCUUUUGAUCACCGAUAGCUCGAUUAUCAACGAGAACCGCAACCCAGGAAAGAGCCAGCAACAGAUCGAGGAAGAAUUGCGGCGAACACUCGGUAUCACCAAGAUCAUCUGGCUUCGUGGUGUUAAAGGUGGUGAUAUCACUGAUGGCCAUGUUGAUGGUCUUGCACGUUUCAUUGCGCCUGGAAAGGUCGUUAUUAGCAGACCGAACACUCUAGAUGACCGCAAGUUUUCUAAAGUGUUCAAGGACGCCCAUUUCAUUCUCUCUAACGCGACCGAUGCUCGUGGCCGACGUCUUGAGGUCGUCGAAAUGGUCGAGGCCGAUUUGUACUCGCUUGGAUUGGACAGACGAACUCUGAAGGAUAUCGAAAGUGAAAAUGAGGAUUAUCCUUCAUUGAGUUAUGUCAACUGGUUACUUGUGAAUGGCGGCGUCAUCUUCCCCCAAUUUGGAGACAAGAAGGCCGACGCUGCGGCCUUGAGUAUCAUUCGUGACUUAUACAAGGAUCGUCGGGUGAAGACUGUGCGGCUUGAUCAGCUGCCAUUUUUGGGUGGAGGUAUUCACUGCUCCACGCAGGAAGUCCCAGCCUGA
This is a messenger RNA of Penicillium cataractarum, 1062 nucleotides long. RefSeq names its product agmatine deiminase family protein. The transcript has a single exon. Gene Ontology annotation, biological process: putrescine biosynthetic process. Bases 1 to 1062 code for a protein of 353 amino acids. Gene Ontology annotation, molecular function: protein-arginine deiminase activity; agmatine deiminase activity. Lineage: Eukaryota; Fungi; Ascomycota; Eurotiomycetes; Eurotiales; Aspergillaceae. The record is from RefSeq and is a predicted model, not a curated record.